Molecule: messenger RNA, 986 nt
Organism: Rhipicephalus sanguineus (brown dog tick)
Lineage: Eukaryota; Metazoa; Arthropoda; Arachnida; Ixodida; Ixodidae
Product: motile sperm domain-containing protein 1
Exons: 5
Coding region: 197-985 (262 amino acids)
Cellular component (GO): cytoplasm
Source: RefSeq, a predicted model, not a curated record
AGGUGGCGACACAGUAGUACGGUGUGCUCUGUCACCGCUGGCCGUCAUCGCAAAACGAGCCACGUUUUCGGCAUUUCGGCGCCAGACGACACACUACCCUAUUGACACAUGCACCUUAACACCACCAUGACCACACUCGUCGUCGUCGUCGGGGAGUCAGCUGUUGGAGCGAGGUCGGAGUGAGACGCGUCGAUGGAUGUGCCGGUGGGUGAUGGCAGCUGAGCAGGCACGGCAUGUGUCGGGCCGCAUGCCUGUGGUGGUGUGCCCGUCCCAGCUGGACUUCUACCUGGACCAACAGGAGAGCCACAAGCAGGUGCUCACGCUGUACAACAUCAAUGACUUCUCGGUUCGCUUCCAGUUGCUGUCGAAUGCACCAAGACGCUAUGCUGUUGCAGAACCCGAGGGAGUGCUCAAGCCCCACUCCUUCACUGAUGUAGUGGUGCGACACCGCGAAGCAUUGGAAGGCAAUGUGGGCCGUCGCGACCACCUGCGCAUCAUCAUGUGUGAGGAAGGAGGUCGCCUGCAUGGACACAGGGACGUGCCUGCCACCCUGCGCCCAGCGCGCAGUCGAGGGGACGAGCCAUUACCAACAAGUUCUGUGCCCCUGGAGCCAUCACCUGGAACUGAGCGGCAGCUGAGCCGUGGUGCUGCCAAUGGGCCCAGCGCUGCAGUUGUGGUGGUGGCGUUGGCAUGCCUGGUGGCGCUACUGCUGCCACUGGAGGGAGCGAGUAGCAGCAGCCAUCCAUAUCUGCAGCUCACCCAUCAGCAGAAGCUGAUUGCCGCAUACAUACUGGGUAGGUCUUUGCCUCUGCUUUUAACGAGCUUACUAAGUGGUAGGAAUGCACAAAUAAGAACAGUGCUGAUGAAUACGAGGACAGAAGAUGGUGACUGGCUGACAUCAAGCCCUGACUGCCACAUGCAGCUGACCAAAUUUUCAGAAUUGGGAUGUCCAAAAGAAUUAAUACCAACGGCAAGGUUGACGUAGU